Silurus meridionalis is the source of this 3386-nucleotide messenger RNA. It is a transcript of the gene pitrm1, whose product is annotated as pitrilysin metallopeptidase 1. The coding region runs from base 141 to 3212 and encodes 1023 amino acids. Gene Ontology annotation, biological process: protein processing. The transcript has 27 exons. Lineage: Eukaryota; Metazoa; Chordata; Actinopteri; Siluriformes; Siluridae. Gene Ontology annotation, molecular function: metal ion binding. The record is from RefSeq and is a predicted model, not a curated record. Gene Ontology annotation, cellular component: mitochondrial matrix.
GACAGUUGGUAACAACUGCAAUGUGGUCUUGCGUUGGAAGCAUCUGGGAACGCUUAAACCAGUCAUAUUUGUUAAAUAUAUAAAUACGAUUUAAUUCAUGUAUAGAGUAGUUUUAGACAGAGAACAUUUGAGCGGUCAUAAUGCUUCGUCAAAGUAAAAAUCUCAUAUACCUGAGGCUUAAGGGCCAGUAUGUUUGGAGACCAAAGAGCAGCUCAGCCCCUGAACGAGCUCUGCAAUAUGUGACAGGCCAGAAGAUCCAUGGGUUUACCAUCCAAGAGGUAACUCAAGUGCCUGAUCUGUCCUUGACAGCAGUAAAACUCAUUCAUGAUGUCACAGGAGCUAAGUAUCUACAUACAGCAAAGGAUGACUCCAAUAACCUCUUCAGUGUGCAAUUUCGUACCACACCCAUGGACAAUACUGGGGUUGCCCACAUUCUAGAACACACAGUUCUGUGUGGCUCUCGGCGUUUUCCCUGCCGAGAUCCGUUCUUUAAAAUGCUGAAUCGCUCUCUCUCCACAUUUAUGAAUGCUUUUACAGCUAGUGAUUAUACAAUGUACCCAUUCUCCACUCAGAAUGCCAAGGAUUUCCAGAACCUUCUAUCCGUCUACCUUGAUGCUGUAUUCUUCCCCUGUUUGCGAGAGCUUGACUUCUGGCAAGAAGGCUGGCGUUUGGAAAAUGAACAUCCUACAGAUUCAUCCUCUUCACUGAUGUUUAAAGGAGUGGUUUUCAAUGAAAUGAAAGGAGCAUUUUCUGACAAAGAACGAGUUUAUGCCCAGCACUUACAGAAUAAGCUGUUACCUGAUCACACAUAUUCUGUGGUGUCUGGAGGAGAACCUCUUGCCAUCCCUGACCUCACAUGGGAACAACUAAAACAUUUCCAUGCGACACACUAUCAUCCUAGCAAUUCAAGGUUUUUUACCUAUGGUGACAUGCCAUUGGAGCAGCAUCUAAAGCAGAUACAGGAAGAGGCCCUGUGCAAGUUUCAGAGAACAGAAACAAACACAGCAGUACCAGCCCAGAGCCGAUGGGACAAGCCAAGGGAAGCUCAUGUGACCUGCAGUCCUGAUGCAUUGGCUCCAGAUCCGGCUAAACAGAACACACUCUGUGUUAGCUACCUGCUGGCUGACAUCACAGAUACAUUUGAGGCUUUCACUCUGAAUUUUCUCUCUUCCCUGAUGAUCUCUGGCCCGAGCUCUCCAUUUUACAAAACACUGAUUGAAACGAAGAUUGGCACUGACUUUGCUUCUGUAGUUGGGUAUGAUUGCAGUACCAGGGAUGCCUCAUUUAGCAUCGGCUUACAGGGUAUGGCAGAAGAGGACAUGGAGAAUAUCAAACAUAUUAUUAGCCAAACCAUUGAUGACAUCAUAGAGGCCGGGUUUGAAGAAGAACGGAUAAAGGCUUUGCUGCACAAAAUUGAGAUUCAAAUGAAACAUCAGUCUACCAAUUUUGGCUUGUCCCUUGCCUCUUAUAUUGCAUCCUGCUGGAAUCAUGAUGGAGACCCAGUGGAAUUGCUGAAGAUCAGUGAGCAUGUCUCCAGAUUCAGACAGUGUCUGCAAGACAACCCUCGCUAUCUACAGGACAAAUUGCAGCACUAUUUUAAGGCCAACACACACAGAUUGACAUUGUCCAUGAGCCCAGAUGAACAGUAUAUGGAGAAACUGAACAAAGCAGAACAAGAAAAACUAAAGCAAAAAGUACAAGCUCUGACUAAAAUUGACUUUAAAGACAUCUAUGAAAAAGGUUUACAGUUGCUCACUGAACACAGCAAAAGUACGGACGCAUCCUGCUUACCUGCCCUAAGGGUAUCCGAUAUUGAACCCACCAUUCUUCACACAUCUGUGCAAAUGGGUACUGCAGGAGGAGUGCCCGUUCAGUACUGUGAGCAGCCCACUAAUGGCAUGGUGUAUUUCAGGGCCAUGUGCAAUCUCUACACUCUCUCAGAGGACCUGAAAAUCUAUGUUCCCCUCUUCUGCAAUGUUAUCACUAAGUUGGGCUGUGGGAACCUGGAUUAUAGGCAGCAGGCCCUGCAGAUGGAGUUGAAGACAGGUGGCAUAUCUGUGACUCCACAGGUCAUACCAGACACAACUGACCUUGACACGUUUGAACAGGGCAUACUUCUUACAUCCUCCUGUCUGGAAAGGAACUUGCCUCAUAUGUUCCUCCUGUGGAGUGACAUAUUUAACUGUCCUCAUUUUGAUGACGAGGAGAGGCUACGAGUGUUGGUGAUGUCGAUAGCUCAAGACUUGUCCAAUGGGAUUUCAUAUUCAGGUCAUAUUUAUGCAAUGACACGAGCAGGGCGUUCACUUACACCUGCUGCUGAUCUGUAUGAGACCUUCACUGGUAUGGACCAGGUAAGGUUCAUGAGGAGAAUAGCUGAGAUGCCUGAUUUGACAUCCGUUUUAAGAAAGCUACCCAGAAUAAAGAGACACCUCCUAAACCCAGAUAAUAUGAGAUGUGCAAUUAACGCUACUCCUGAGAAAAUGAGAGAAGCUGAGGUUGAGCUGGAGAAGUUUGUUUGUAGUGUAUCCUCUAACAGAAAGGAGCGGAAAGCCAUCAAAGCAGUUAUUGUUGAGAGACCACUGGAUCCUCAUGCCCCUGUUGGAUCAGUUCCUAUUCGUAACCUUGUCUCUGCGGCUCAUUUUAAACCAUGUCAGAUGAAGACUUAUUUCGAAUUUCCAUUUCCUGUGAACUUUGUUAGUGAAUGUGUGCGCACUGUCCCCAUGACACACGAGGAUUAUGCCAGUCUCUGUGUUUUAGGAAGAAUGAUGAGUGCUAAGUUUCUACAUUCAGAAAUCAGAGAGAAAGGUGGAGCCUAUGGAGGAGGAGCAAAAAUCGGAAGAGAUGGCCUAUUUGCUUUUUACUCUUAUAGAGACCCUAACUGCUCACAGACUCUUAAAGUGUUUCGCAGUGGUGUGGAGUGGGCUCAGGAUGGCAGGUUUACACAGCAGGAUGUGGAUGAGGCCAAAUUGUCUGUCUUCUCCUCUGUAGAUGCCCCAGUUGCCCCAUCAGAUAAAGGUUUGGGGCUUUUUUUAAAUGGGAUUACUGAUGAAAUGAAACAGGCUCACAGAGAAAGACUCUUUGCUGUCACACAGAAAAGCCUUAUAGAUGUGGCUAACCGGUAUCUUGGCAUCGGUCAGAGGACUUGUGGUACUGCAGUUUUGGGUCCCAAAAAUGAGAGUAUCAAAAAGGACCCAUCCUGGGUUGUAAAAUAGGCAAAACAAUCACAUGUUCUGAAUGCUAUAUUUACAUACACAUCAAAAUAGUGAUGUAAAUUACUUAUGAUGAUGUGUGUAGAUACUCUCGUUUUUCUCGUUUUGUCAUUGUUGUUUCAAAUGUCUUUUUCGACUUGGCAAGCACAUUCCAAUAUUAAAAAAUCUAUUAUCCAA